Molecule: messenger RNA, 2871 nt
Organism: Closterium sp. NIES-65
Lineage: Eukaryota; Viridiplantae; Streptophyta; Zygnematophyceae; Desmidiales; Closteriaceae
Source: the annotation of a GenBank genome assembly
AUGGCUCAAAUACUCUGCGCUAGUGCCUCUGGCAACUUGACGGCCAAAUCUCUGCACGGAUGCACAAAUGUUAGACAGUCACCGUUUUCUCCGCUGACCAGCAUCUCAUUGCGAAGCGCCUUUUCCGGAACCGGAAGCUUCUUAGAAGCAAAGCACAACCGCAGAAUCCCGAAUCGGCGAAUCUCGGGAUUGCCGGGUCAUGCUCGUGCAGAGGAUACGAGCGACGCCAGCGAUGCUAGUGACACUCCGGUCGCGGAAACUGCCAAUGUCGCCAACAGGCUGACGUCAGACGGCCCCCUCCUUCGGCCUCGAUCUGUCUCCAUACCCUUUGGGGAUCGAGAGAUAACCGUUGAGGUGGGCCGGAUGGGGCGACAGGCCAACGGCGCCGUGACUGUAACGGACGGAGAGACGGUGCUGUACUGCACGGUGUGUGCAUCGGAGGAGGAGAGUGAGCCCUCAGAUUUCGUGCCGCUCUCUGUGAGCUACCAGGAGAGGUUCAGCGCUGGGGGGCGCACCAGCGGGGGCUACUUCAAGAGGGAAGGCCGGCCUAAAGACCACGAGAUCUUGGUGUCUCGUCUCAUCGAUCGACCUCUACGUCCCAUGGUGGCCAAGGGGUUCAACCACGAAGUGCAGGUCCUAUCAUGGUUGUUCAGCUACGACGGAGAGCACAGCCCCGACGCCCUUGCCAUCACUGCUGCUGGUGCUGCUCUGGCUGUAUCAGAUAUCCCUCUGGCGGGGAUAGUGGCGGGGGUGCGCGUGGGUAUGGUGAAUGGCGCUCUGGUCGUCAACCCAACCAACCAGCAGCUGGAAGGGUCGCCUCUGGACCUGGUGGUGGCUGGCACUACCGACUCAGUGCUCAUGAUCGAGGGCUACUGCAACCUCCUGUCGGAGGAGCAGCUUCUGGAGGCCGUUGCAGCAGGGCAGCAAGCCAUCAGUGCCAUCUGCCGCGGCCUACACAAGUGGACCCAGGAGGUGGAGGGAGUGGCAAAGCCGAAGCUCACUGCCGCCAUCCACGCCCCACCGGCUGACCUGCUGGGUCGGCUGGAGGGACUGGUGGGGGCGGACUUGGAAGCGGCGCUGAGGAUCGAGGGGAAGAAGCAGCGGGGGGUGGCUAUGAAGGCAGUAGAGGAGAAGGUGCUGGGAGCGCUCACAGAGGCGGGGCAGGCAGCAAUCAGGCAGGCAGCAAAGGAGGAGGAUGAGGAAGCAGAGCUGGCAGAGGAGGAAGGGCUGGUGGUGCCACUAGGGGACGUGUAUGAAGGGGAGGUGCAUGCAGCAAAGGAGGAGGACGAGGAAGCAGAGCUGGCAGAGGAGGAAGGGCUGGUGGUGCCGCCAGGAGAUGUGGACGAGGGGGAGGUGCAUGUGAAAGGCACAGGGACAGGCAUGGGGAAGGGCGUGGGCAAAGGGAAGGGGAAGGCGGAUGUGGUGGAGGUGGCAUAUGACCCGGUGGAUGUGAAGAAGCAGCUCAAGGAGCUGACGUCCCGGAUCAUGCGACGCAUCAUUGUCACCGAGGGUCGUCGCAGCGAUGGCCGGGGAACCAGUGACGUGCGUCCCAUCGAGUCAGCCUGUGGCGUUCUGCCACGUGUGCAUGGCAGUGCACUGUUCACCCGAGGGGAAACACAGGCGCUCGCAGUGGCGACACUGGGGGGGGAGGACAGCGCGCAGCGAUUGGACCACCUCACUGCCACGUCAGAGCUCAAGCGGUUCUACCUGCAGUACACCUUCCCGCCCUCCUCUGUGGGUGAAACCGGACGUGCCGGUUUCACGAGUCGCAGGGAGGUGGGGCACGGGGCUUUAGCUGAACGGUCGCUGGAGCCAGUGCUGCCAGAUGCGGCAGGUUUCCCCUACACCGUGCGAGUGGAGUCCACCAUCACAGAGAGCAACGGCUCCUCCAGCAUGGCAUCGGUGUGUGGUGGUUGCCUGGCAAUGCUGGACGCGGGGGUGCCCCUCCGCGCUCCUGUAGCUGGAGUAGCCAUGGGGCUCAUUCUGCACACGGAGCAGGCAGGAGGGGACGGCACCCCGGUCAUUCUCACAGACAUUCUGGGGUCGGAGGAUGCGCUGGGGGACAUGGACUUUAAAGUGGCGGGCAGUGCCAAGGGGGUGACCGCCUUCCAGAUGGACAUCAAGGUUCAGGGGAUUACUAUUGAUGUCAUGCGGACGGCUCUACAGCGAGCCAAGGAAGGGCGGCUGCACAUACUGGGUGAGAUGGCCAAGGCUGAUCCUCCCCCGUCGAAGCGCCUCUCGCAAUAUGCCCCCCGAUGCGAGUCCAUCCAGGUUGACCCAGAAAAGGUGAAUCUCAUUAUUGGCAGUGGUGGCAAGACUAUAAAGAGUAUAAUCGAGGAGUCUGGAGUCGACUCGAUCAACAUCGAGGAUGGGGGACAGCUGCGCAUAUAUGCGCGGUCAGAGGCAGCACUGGAGCUGGCAAGGGCGCGCAUAGAGGGGCUCACAAUGGUGCCGGAAGUGGGGCAGAUCUACCGUGACUGUGUGGUGAAGACUGUCGUUCCAUACGGGGCUUUUGUGGAGCUCAAACCAGGGAAAGAGGCCCUCAUCCACGUCAGUGAGCUCUCCACCGUUCGACUCAACAAGCCGGAAGAUUUUGUGGCAGUCGGGGACACUCUCGACGUCAAAAUUCUUGAGAUCAAUGCAAGAGGCCAGCUGCGAUUGAGUCACAAGGCAGUGCUUCUAGAGGAGGGCAGGGAGCCCGUGCCCACUAGUAACGCAUCCGCUACAAGCACAGCAACCCCUAAUGGCUCGAGCGGGGAAAAUAGAAAUGCUAUGGGAGCUGGGAAAGGUGGGUAUGCCCCUCCUAAGUCUGUGAAGCCUAAUGCUCCUGCGUCCCCUUCGCCCUUGGUGCCUAAGCCAAGGGGUAGGUGA